Penicillium cinerascens is the source of this 2614-nucleotide messenger RNA. RefSeq names its product putative vacuolar transporter chaperone (Vtc4) (gene vtc4). Gene Ontology annotation, cellular component: vacuolar transporter chaperone complex; fungal-type vacuole membrane. The coding region runs from base 137 to 2527 and encodes 796 amino acids. Gene Ontology annotation, biological process: vacuole fusion, non-autophagic; vacuolar transport; microautophagy. The record is from RefSeq and is a predicted model, not a curated record. NCBI's taxonomy places the organism in Eukaryota, Fungi, Ascomycota, Eurotiomycetes, Eurotiales, Aspergillaceae. The transcript has 4 exons.
CUCCGGAGGCGAACUAGCCGUUCUCGGGCGCCGACCGAUAAAGCAUCGAGCCUUUCUCUCACUUUUCUUUCUCAACGCGCACCAUUGACUUGCUCGAGUUUUCUCCUGUCUCCCUCCUCGAGUCUCCUUGCCCAUCAUGAGGUUCGGCGAGCACCUCCGUUCCUCUAUGAUCAGAGAGUACGACCCUCAUUAUAUUGCAUAUGACGAGCUCAAGAAGGCACUCAAGACCGACUUUGUCACCGAACCCACUCCCGAUAAUGCGAAGCCCGACCGCCUCGAAUGGUCCGAAGACGACGAGAGGCACUUUGUGACCCUGCUGGAGAGUGAGCUGGAGAAGGUCUUCCUUUUCCAGAAGCGCAAGAGUGAGGAGAUCGUCGACCGCAUCAAGGCUAGCGAGUUCGACGUAUAUGACGUGGUCUCGCGUCUCGAAGACUCCAUCCGUCAAAGCGGCCGUUCGUCUCGGCCCACGCCCACCGAUGAGGACUUCUUGCUACUCGAGCAGGUGCUCAGUGACAUUAUUGCGGAUGUCCAUGAUCUUGCCAAGUUCACUCAAUUGAACUAUACGGGUUUCCAGAAGAUUAUCAAGAAGCAUGAUAAAGAGACAAAUUGGUUCCUGAGGCCUGUUUUCGCCGCUCGUCUUAACGCCAAGCCGUUUUUUAAGGAUAACUACGAUGCUUUCGUCGUGAAGCUCUCCAAGCUAUAUGAUCUGGUCCGGACCAAGGGUAACCCUGUUAAGGGUGAUUCAUCCGCCGGUGGCACCCAGCAGAAUUUCGUCCGCCAGACUACCAAGUACUGGGUACACCGCGACAACAUCACUGAGCUGAAGCUGGUCAUUCUCAAGCAUCUUCCUGUCCUGGUCUUCAACGCUAGCAAGGAGUUCGAGGAAAAGGAUACCGCUAUCUCCUCCAUCUACUAUGACAACACCGAUACCUGGGAGCUGUACCAGGGUCGACUGAAGAAGACCGAGGGUGCAGAGGCCAUUCGUCUCCGCUGGUACGGCGGUAUGGAGAGUGAUCAGAUCUUCGUGGAGCGAAAGACUCACCGCGAGGACUGGACUGGAGAAAAGUCCGUCAAGGCUCGCUUCUCGCUGAAAGAGAAGAACGUCAAUGCGUACCUCAAUGGCAGCAUGACCGUGGAGCAGAUUUUUGAAAAGAUGCGCAAGGAGGGCAAGAAGAGCCAGGCCGAGAUCGACGACCUGGAGCAGCUGGCCCGUGAGAUUCAGUACCGCGUUAUCACCCGCCGCCUGGUGCCCGUCACCCGCACUUUCUACCACCGAACCGCAUUCCAACUUCCUGGUGAUGCUCGUGUGCGUAUCUCACUGGACACGGAGUUGACUAUGAUUCGGGAGGACAACCUCGAUGGUCGGCGUCGCGCUGGUAACAACUGGCGCCGCAUGGACAUCGGUGUCGAUUUCCCAUUCUCCCAGUUGCCCCCGGAAGACAUUGAUCGAUUCCCCUACGCCGUGUUGGAGGUGAAGCUGCAGACCCAGGCUGGCCAGGAGCCGCCCCAGUGGAUCCGUGACUUGACUGCCAGUCACUUGGUCGAGGCUGUGCCCAAGUUCAGCAAGUUCAUCCACGGUACUGCCACGCUUUUCCCCAGCCGCAUCAACCUUCUCCCAUUCUGGUACCCCCAGAUGGACACCGAUAUCCGCAAGCCCGUCAACCGUCACUACGGCAUCCAACGGCCUUUGGCCAGCACAUCGAUUUCCGCGAACGAGGAGGACUCGGACGACGAUGACACACCAGAGUCCGAGCACGGUCCGCAGAACGGCUACUACUCGGAAUAUCAACAUGAUGGUGGUCUCUUCACAGAGACCAACGGCAAUGAGCUGGAUAUUGAGGAGCGCAUCGCCGCGCAGCCUCUGGCCGGUGAUGAGGACUACCCUCUGUACGAUUCCGACGACGAAACCUUCGGCUCUGACGAGCUUGAGGAAGCCCGUCGCGUCGGUGGUGCCUACUAUGCCGAACAGCUCGUCAAGUACUACGCGUACCGCACCGGGAAAGCAGUACUUAAUGGUCUCCUCGCCAUCGUCCCUCGCCCAACACCAACCUCCCUCCCACCCCCCGAACAGCGUGGAAUCGCUGUGCUGCAGGGUACCCAGCGCUCUCUUCGGCGAUUCCAGGCUCCUCCAGGAAAGCGAAUCUUCGUCCCAGUCCGCGUCGAACCCAAGGUCUACUUCGCUGCCGAGCGAACUUUUCUCUCUUGGCUUGAAUUCUCCAUCAUCCUCGGUGGUAUCGCCGCCACCCUCCUCAACUUCGGUGUCGACAGCGUCUCCCUCGCCUCGUCCUGGGCAUUCACCGUUCUCGCCGCCGGUGCCCUUGUCUACAGUCUGGUUCUGUACAUCUGGCGCGUAGAUAAGAUCCGCAAGCGCCGCGAUGUGAAGCGUGUGUACUAUGAAAAGUGGGGACCCACGGUCGUUAGCGUGGGUCUCGUUGUCGUUGUGCUGGUUAACUUUGGCCUGCGUGUGCGUGCUGGUGGCUUCAUGGCUGGAGAUGGGAAGCCUGGCCGUCAUGGUGAUGAGCUGUAGGUUUUCGGCUUGCAUAUAUUGAUGUAUGAUGGCCUCAGGGCACUUUGUACCUAUCGGCGUUUUGGUUGGUAGCCUGGGCGCUUGGAU